AUGGAAGGGUGGGAAGAGUGGGAAGGUGUGGAAGAGUGGACAAAAGAGGAUUCUGAAAUUACAAUCAUGCCAUGCCUUUGUGAGUUAAGAAUUUUCAACUGCAAAUUGCUAAAAGCACUGCCAGACUUCGUCUUCAAAACACCACUGCAGACUCUUUGCAUCGCUGGAUCUGAGAAACUUUUAGAGAGUUACCAAGAAGGGAAUGGAGAGUGGGCCAAGAUUUCUAGUACGAUCCCAAAAAUCCGCAUUAUCAGAUACCGAAAACAAAAUUUAGAAAUCAAUCAAUCAAUCAAUGUUGUCGUUAAUCUUGUCUUGUAUGAUAAGGUCAAGAGUGCCUUGCGACCGCACCCAGAUUCGGAAUCUUUAUGGAUUUACAAUCAUAAUGGCACCACGUGGCCCAAUUGGAUACAGUCUUUACACAAUUUGAGAUUCCUUAUUGUUUCUUCGAGUACACAUUGUGAACUUUGGCCUCUUGGGAAAUUGGAGUACCUUGAAAGACUGACCCUAUGGAAUAUGCUUAAAGUGAGAAAGGUCGGUGUUGAAUUUUUGGGAUUAGAAGAUCAAACCUCAUUCAGAAUCAGAUCACCACCCCUGAUAUUAUUCCCAAAAUUGAAACAACUCUACUUUGCACACAUGUGGGGUUGGGAAGAGUGGGAAGGCGUGGAAGAGUGGACGAAAGAGGAUUCUGAAAUUACAAUCAUGCCACGCCUUUCUGAGUUAACAAUUCGAGGCUCCAAUUCGCUAAAAGCACUGCCAGACUUCCUCUUCAAAACACCACUGCAGACUCUUGAGAUCUAUGGAUCUCCCAGACUUUUAGAGCGUUACCAAGAAGGCAAUGGAGAGCGGGCCAAGAUUUCUGCUACGAUCCCAAACAUCUGCAUUAUCAAGGACUCUAUUGAAGCAAGCAGAGAAGAUCCAAUAACUUCGUGAACACAUUAUUUUUGGUUUUUGUAAGCAGAAACUUGGUGAACA
Prunus avium (sweet cherry) is the source of this 972-nucleotide messenger RNA. NCBI's taxonomy places the organism in Eukaryota, Viridiplantae, Streptophyta, Magnoliopsida, Rosales, Rosaceae. The record is from RefSeq and is a predicted model, not a curated record.